AUGCUCAACAUACUCUGCCUCUCCUUCGGCUGUGGCAAAGGCCACGACAAGGUCACCAAGAACCCACAACUCACUGACGAUGAUCGCAAAGGUCGCAUCGACUGUCCCUGCUGCAGAGAGGUCAUCCAAGACGAAAGCGACAGAAAGCCGCGCCAUGUGCUUGAGCAAAUCCUGAGAGAGGGCAAGGAGAAAGGCUUGCUCUGCGAAACCCAUCGCCGAUUCGGUCUAAACACUGCCGCUCUGGCCCAGAGUCCUCCUCGCGACAACAAGAUGGACAUGACUGGUGUCGCUGCUGUGCUCGCCGAAGCUGCUCCGAAGACCCCCUCCAGCAAAAGCAACAUCGAGUCCACUACCACCACCAGGCGCUCGUCUGCCAAGCCGUCGGCUGUCAGCGAUGAUGAGGAGUACGAGGACAUCCCGCUUGGCGUUGAGGAGGCGUCAACCAAGGUCAACGACGAUGAGGAGGACUCUGAUGAGGACUGGGACCACAUCCAGCGUGGAGAGGCCUUCUAUCUGGGUAAGGGAGACUGGCACAUGGUCAAGGACGAGGGUUCGAACAUGGCUUAG
Molecule: messenger RNA, 567 nt
Organism: Cyphellophora attinorum
Lineage: Eukaryota; Fungi; Ascomycota; Eurotiomycetes; Chaetothyriales; Cyphellophoraceae
Exons: 3
Coding region: 1-567 (188 amino acids)
Source: RefSeq, a predicted model, not a curated record